This is a messenger RNA of Spinacia oleracea (spinach), 1193 nucleotides long. RefSeq names its product light-harvesting complex-like protein 3 isotype 2, chloroplastic. The coding region runs from base 186 to 995 and encodes 269 amino acids. NCBI's taxonomy places the organism in Eukaryota, Viridiplantae, Streptophyta, Magnoliopsida, Caryophyllales, Amaranthaceae. The transcript is spliced from 3 exons. The record is from RefSeq and is a predicted model, not a curated record.
UAAACAAAAGAUUGAAGGUGAGCCCCCCUAAAACCCAAAACUGUGUGUCUUUCUCUCUCUUACCCAUCAGUUCAUCACCACCAUGCUCAGCCAUGAAUGAACCCAUACUACUUUGAGAGCAUCUUCACACUACAACACUCCAACUCUCAUCAUCUUCUUCUUCCCCCUCAAAAUCAUCACAAAUAAUGAAAAUGGCUUUACUCUCUUUAUCCUCAUCUUCAACCCCUACUCUCUCUCCUCUUCCUUCUUCCAAACCCCACCACAACCUUACCCACAAGCCUUAUCUUCUCCCUCUUCCCAGAAAUACCCACCUCUCAAUUUCCCCACUUAGAGUUUCAGCUUCUGACAAUGGAGCUGGGGUUACUGCUGUUGUUACUGAGGAGAAGGUUCUAGAAACCCCAUCUCAGGAAAAAGGAACUGGGUCUGAUUCUGCAGAUUCAGCUUCAACCCCUAAAUCGGUGAAAAAUGAGGAGGAUGUUACACCCGUUAAAGCUGCUAAUGAAGAGGUUGUGAAGAAAUUUUCGGACCCCAGAUGGGUUAAAGGGACUUGGGAUUUGAAGCAGUUUCUGGGUAAAGAUGGAAUUACUACUGAUUGGGAUGCUGUUAUUGAUGCUGAGGCGAGGAGGAGGAAGCGGCUCCAAACCACCCCGGAAUCAUCAACUAAUGAUGAACUUGUUGUUUUUGAUACCUCGAUAAUUCCAUGGUGGGCAUGGGUUAAAAGAUUCCACCUUCCUGAAGCUGAGCUUCUUAAUGGGCGUGCUGCUAUGAUCGGUUUCUUCAUGGCUUAUUUCGUCGAUAGCUUGACCGGUGUAGGACUUGUGGAUCAAAUGGGUAACUUCUUCUGUAAAACAUUGUUAUUUGUUGCUGUUGUUGGUGUGUUGUUCAUUCGUAAGAACGAAGAUCUAGAUAACUUAAAGAAGCUUCUAGAAGAGACGACCUUGUAUGACAAGCAAUGGCAAGCAACAUGGCAAGAUGAGAGCACCAAGAAAGAUUAGUUUAUCAGGAUUUUGAAUCUGAAUAUGGUUUUGUUUGUAUGUUAAGGGUAGGCUUCAUCAAAUAUUGUAGCCACAAAAGACUUGGCACUUUAUUACUGAGUAAUAUCGUUUCGUGCUAUCGUUUCGUGUUGUAUUUAGGAGCAUUCACUUAAUUGUAAGUUUGUAACUGCAAGAGGAAAUGACAGUAUGGUUUACCAA